This is a messenger RNA of Salvia splendens (bonfire salvia), 1926 nucleotides long. RefSeq names its product probable magnesium transporter NIPA8. The record is from RefSeq and is a predicted model, not a curated record. Gene Ontology annotation, biological process: magnesium ion transport. Bases 468 to 1811 code for a protein of 447 amino acids. Lineage: Eukaryota; Viridiplantae; Streptophyta; Magnoliopsida; Lamiales; Lamiaceae. Gene Ontology annotation, molecular function: magnesium ion transmembrane transporter activity. The transcript is spliced from 14 exons. Gene Ontology annotation, cellular component: membrane.
AAUAAAUUAAAAAGAAAUUGGAAAAAGAGCAGACGCUUCUUCCUCAAACACGACGGCCAGCUUCAGCUGCCGUUCAAGAAUUUUCAAUUGCGCUUCCAAAUUUUGUCUUCCCUUCUCUCUCUCUCUUCCUCCCUCCCUCCAUCCUUUUGGGAAAGACAAUUCAUAAUCUCUCCUCAUCCCGCCCCACCCCCCGAGGUUCGGUUUUCCUACGACUUUUGUUGAUUCAUCCUUGUUGUCGCUCCCUCUCUUUUGAUCAGGGACAUCCACCACUUUCGGCUUUGGUUUCUAUUCUCCCACACAGCUCUCGGCCGUGCAGCUUUGAGGAACACUGGAAGCUGCAAAGGAAAAAAAGAAUUGCCCUCUAGGUGUAUGCAAUUAACAUUUGGACUUGACAUUGUGAUGAAUGUGGCUGAAUAGUGUCACGGUUUCCUACUUUAUUUGAACUGUCUUCAACCCUGCACUUAUCAAUGGGGGAGUGGGUUGUUGGAGCCUUCAUCAACCUUUUCGGCAGCAUUGCAAUCAACUUUGGAACCAACCUCCUUAAAUUGGGUCAUGAUGAGAGAGAAAGACAUUCUAGUGUUGGCAAUAAUGGGACAAAUGGAAAAUCGUUCACAAAGCCUAUUAUAUACUUCCAGACGUGGAGAAUUGGGAUUAUCUUUUUUAUUCUUGGAAACUCUCUUAAUUUCAUUUCAUUUGGCUAUGCUGCUCAGUCACUUCUUGCAGCUCUGGGAUCUGUCCAAUUUGUCUCGAACAUCGCAUUUGCCUUUUUUGUGCUGAAUAAAAAUGUGGCUGUCAAAGUGCUCGUAGCCACAGCCUUCAUUGUUCUCGGAAACAUCUUCCUUGUGGCUUUUGGAAACCACCAAUCACCAGUUUAUACGCCUGAUCAGUUAGCAGAGAAGUAUGGCAAUAACACUUUCCUGAUAUAUUGUCUGAUUCUGGUUAUAGUUGUUCUCUUGAGUCACUCUAUGUACAGGAGAGGAGAACUGAUGUUUGCUAUGCCAGGGCAUGAAAUCAAACCCUACUGGCAAAUGCUUCUUCCACUUUCUUAUGCUCUUGUUUCAGGUGCUAUUGGAUCAUGUUCAGUACUGUUUGCUAAGUCUCUAUCAAAUCUUCUAAGGUUGUCCAUGUCAAAUGGGUAUCAGUUGCAUAGUUGGUUCACAUACUCCAUGCUACUUUUGUUCUUUAGUACAGCUGGAUUUUGGAUGGCAAGACUAAAUGAAGGGUUGUCUCUGUUUGAUGCAAUACUCAUUGUCCCUAUGUUUCAGAUAGUUUGGACAUUUUUCUCCAUUUGUACAGGAUUUGUAUACUUUCAAGAAUAUCAGGUAUUUGAUUCAUUGCGGACAACAAUGUUUAUACUAGGAAUGGUUUCUGUAUUCAUAGGCAUUUCUUUGCUGGCACCUGAUGAAGUAAAAGGCGGGGAUAUCAAAGAUACACCUCUGGUCUCUGUAACUGCCGCUCAUCCAAAUGAUGCAGACAGAUUUGCUGCGCCCUUUGAGGACUCUCCUAUCAAAGACUGGAGAUCACUUGUGCAGACGAUGCGGAUGAAACUAGCCAACUUGCUUAUCAAGACCAAGGGUACUUACUCACUACCAUUUGGUUUGGGAGAUGAAUCGGUUAACGCAUCGUCAGUUCUUGUGAUGCCCAUGGUCUCAUCUAAAAUAACUGGCUUCAGACGGCAUGUACUGGAUAGGAACAAAUUCUCUUUUAAACAUCCUGGUUGGAGUAGGAUUGAUGAGGAUGGUGGUGAUGAUGAUGAUGGUGAUGAUGAUUUAUUGCAAUCAUCAACACUGCUUCCUCAGAGUAUAAAGUAGGACUAACACACACACAUCACAGAUUGAUAUCUCUAUGUACCAUAUUCAAUUCUUUAUAUUUAUUUGUGUAAAUUCUCAAUUGAUAUAGCUUUAUUAUUUUUAAAAAACAAAACAA